UGGUGGGAGAUGCAGAUUGGAUUGGAUCGAAAGGACUCGAUUAAUUAAAUAGUUUUUUUUUUUUUUUUACUUCCCUGUUGCCAUUGCAUUCUCAUAUUCCAAUAACUUCCUCUAAAAACAAGCAUAAGGUGAUAAUGAGAAAAGGGAAAAGAGGCAAGAAAAGCAAAACGACAGGAAAAACUACUAGUAAAAAUGUUCCCACGAGAAACGUAUUUGUGGACGAUGAGAUAUUUGAAGAUGACGGCGAACUUGACCCUGAAGACUUGGAGUAUUUUCAAGAUUCCGGCAGGAGUUUUGCCUUUUUGCAACAAGUGGAAGCAGAGCUCCCAAGUAGUGGAAAGAAAAGAAAAAGAAAGCAAACUGCGGAUGAGGAAAGAGAGGCCGAUUAUGAGAAGAAGCCUAGAACAGCACCAUUAGAGCAGGAUCACAAGGAAAGAGCCUUACUCCCAAUCAAAACUAAAGACAGUGUUAUACAGAGGAAGGAGAAGAUUCUUAAAACAGGUCAUUCUCUUCAAAAUGGGGGUGUGGAUUCAGAGGAACAAGCUCUAGAAGUGUCGCCAGUCCCUUCAGCACCUCCACCGGUUUUAAGUAUGGUUGAACUCUUUAAUCAAAGACGACAGAAGCUGAUCCAAAGAAAACAUAGGAUUGCGGAGUUAUCCAACAGCAUUUUGGAAAACCCUGAAGGCAGUGUAUCAGAGCUUCAGGAGCUUUGUUCCAUGUGCUACGAAAAAGAGGCCGAUAUCAGAAUAACAACAAAAAAGCUGGCAAUGGUUUCUUUAUUGACAGUGUUCAAGGAUAUCAUACCUGGAUAUCCAAUUAGGACAGCUUCAGAGAAAGAGCAAGGUGUAAAGCUAUCCAAAGAGGUGAAAAAACUGAGAGAUUAUGAGCAAGGGCUUUUGAAAAACUAUCAAAAAUACUUACAGAUUUUGGAAGAAACAGUACAAGAGUGUGUUAAAACUCAGAAAAGAAGUUCUAAAAAUGGAUUGAUUGACAAAAAAUCAUCAUCUGAGAGUUUGAUGCUUGUAACAGUUCAGUGUAUGUGUGAUCUACUGACAUCUGUGCCUCACUUUAAUUUCCACACAAACCUUAUUGCAGUACUUGUACCUAGAAUGAAUGAAAAAUCUCUUGAUGGCGAGAUUUCAGAGUUGUGCAGUAAUGCCUUUAUAUCAUUGUUUAAACAAGAUACAGUGGGAAGUGUUUCCCUUGAGGCUGUCCGAGUAAUCAGUAAAUUUGUAAAGAGUAAAGGAUUUCGAGUUCAACCCUCUGUUUUAGAAACAUUCCUUCAUUUAAGAAUUAGUCAGAUAGAUAUCCAGUCGCUUAAACAGCAUAAUGAGAAGAAAUCUGCAGUGGAACUGAAGAUUGAGAAAAACAAGAAUCGAAUGGAGAAGAAGUUGAAAGGAAAGAUUUCAAAGAAAGAGAAAAAGCGAAAGAGAGAAAUGAAAAAGUUAGAGAAAGAAAUGCAAGAAACUGAAGCUGUUGAAAGUCAACAGAAACGAGCCAAGUUGCAAACAGAGAUCCUGAAGUUCGUGUUUGUGACGUACUUCCGAGUAUUAAAGACAGUUGGACACUCGCCACUCUUGUCCCCAGUACUCGAGGGACUCGCCAAGUUUGCACAUCUCAUCAAUGUCGACUUUUUUAAUGAUCUUAUGGGAGCUCUUCGUACACUUCUAGACAACAAGGAGCUUACCCUGAGGGAGACUCUCAACUGUGUACUCACAGCAUUUAAAAUUCUAUCAGGCCAAGGGGAAGCUCUGAACAUCGAUCCUCGAGAAUUCUACAGAAUGUUGUACUUGUCGCUGCUGCAAGUUCAUGCAGGAAGUAGCAGUGAAGAUGUUCCAGUGGCAUUGCAGUGUCUGGAAGAAAUGUUAAAAAAGCGACGCAAGCAGGUUCCUGUGCAACGCGUGGCUGGUUUUGUGAAGCGCCUCUGCACUGUAAGCUUACAGUCUGAAGCCAACAGUUCAAUGGCUUUUCUCGCCUACGUUAAGUCAUUUCUUCAGUCUCACACUAAGGUACAAGCGCUACUUGACAGUGAAAGCAUGGGCACUGGUGUGUUUAGACCAGACGUAAAUGAUCCCGAGCUCAGCAAUGCUGAUAGCGCGACGGUUUGGGAAUUGGCUAUGUUGGGGACUGGGCACUUUCACCCAGCUGUUCGCUUAGUGGCUCAUCAUGUUGCUGAAGGAGCGCCAAGUAAAGGCUCCGGUUCCUCUAUGAUGAGGAUGUCACCCAACGAUUUCUGGACAAAGUAUGACCCAUCUGAAAUGAAACUUAAUCCUGAUUUAAAAGAGAAUGAAUUGAACCGGAAAGGAAUGACCUUUAAAAGAAUAAAACAUAUGGAAGAUGGAGAAUGGAAAAACUCUGAUAUGGUUUCAGCAGUUAAAGAAGCAUUGGACUUUACUGAAGCCAGUCGCGGAUUAGAAUUCUCUUUUCCAGUGCUUAACGCUGAGAGGUAGCAUCAAGAGUUGUCAGGACUUGAUUUUUAUUUGAAUCACCGCCACAGCUCGAGUAAUAGUCAGGAAUCUAUUUCAAGUCAGCGAAAAUAGAAUUUUGAGGAAAAGUGAUAGGAAAUUGACAUUUAAACAGUGGAUCAUUGAUAUUUCUCCUCUUCGUCCAUUUCAAAUGUGCUAUUGUGCUGUGUUGAUAACGAUCGAAAUGCGCCGAUCACAGUUGUCGGGAACCAACCACAGCAGAACAUCGCGUUUCGAGUGUGACACGUGACCAGUCGAAACUCAUCGCCAGAUAAAGGUUAAUCAGUGCACAGUCAAAACGUCACGAUCUGUUAAAACAGGUGACUACUCCCUAAGACAGACUUUAUUACUUUAUUGUUCUAGCUCUUUUUCGUGUUGUUGCUGCAGUGAUUAAUUGUUUAAAAUACUCACUAUCUUAUGGAGAAUCGUCUCCUCCGACAAAAUUUAUCUCAACAUAGAUUUUUAAGAAGCUAGGUUGACGGCUUUGAAAGCAGAGUUGACUUAUUUUCUGAAAGAUCUCUCUGUGAACUUUAUCGACAAUGCAGCGAAGUCUCUCAAUUCUGAAGACAAAUUAAAUAAUCUGACAACUCAACUGCUUUUUCUUCGAAACGAUUAUUUUCUCCACUUGCAGCUGGUUUUGUAUACGAAUCCGCCGACAGCAUAAACUAUCUCCAAUGCUACACGGUUUAUUCAUGAGGAAAUACUUAGCUUCCGUUUCCCAACUUCAUCUUGAAAGAAAACUUCAAACGAGUUUUGACAAAGACGAACUAAUCAAAAUCUUCAUAUUAAGCUGUAUUUCUGAAAUAACUCCAUCAAUAACCCAACUAAAAUUGAAUCCAAUUACAAAAACAUACUCAGUGAAGUAAAAUUUACAGUUCCUUUGCUUUAA
This is a messenger RNA of Stylophora pistillata, 3354 nucleotides long. RefSeq names its product nucleolar complex protein 3 homolog. Gene Ontology annotation, molecular function: chromatin binding. Gene Ontology annotation, cellular component: nucleolus. Gene Ontology annotation, biological process: DNA replication initiation. The record is from RefSeq and is a predicted model, not a curated record. Lineage: Eukaryota; Metazoa; Cnidaria; Anthozoa; Scleractinia; Pocilloporidae.